Messenger RNA from Saccoglossus kowalevskii, 717 nucleotides. RefSeq lists its product as uncharacterized. The record is from RefSeq and is a predicted model, not a curated record. NCBI's taxonomy places the organism in Eukaryota, Metazoa, Hemichordata, Enteropneusta, Harrimaniidae.
AUGGCCACCACGGAUUUCUCCACUAUCAACAUAGACUGGUUAGAUACGUGGUCAUAUUUCCCUCCUGAUGAAGAAGAUGCGCCGGCUGCCAUUUCAUCACCUGUAUCUUCCGCCGCGACUCCGCCAUAUGAGUUCAACUCUAUUGACGAUUGGUUCGAUGCAUACCUGUCAUCAUCUUCAGAAGACGAAAGUUCCGGACAGUCGACGUGUAACUCUGACUUAGACUGCACUACAGACGAUGAUGUAAGUUCUUGUCAGUACGAUUUGGGAUCUAAUUUGAACUACAGUUUCGGCGCUGAUUCCUCUCACGAUGCCUCAGACGCAUUCUCAAUGUCCAGCGAAGACUAUCGUGACGACGCGGACGUCGAGCUAAGAGAAAUGCCUUUACUCGGGUCGAUCCGUAUAUCGGGCGACGUCCACGUGCACUCAUUGUAUUCUUCCAGGGCUCGUCCUCAAUGGUUACGCGAUGGUUUGCAUCGUUCAGUAUCUCGUAGGCAACAAGACGAACUAUUAAAGGAGUUCCGCCAGUCACCAAAUCCCAGUACGAAAAGGAUGCGAGAAUUAGCAAAUAGUCUCGGUAUGACAUUCUCCACCGUAAACACGUGGUUUUUUGAUCGUCGUUGCGUGAUGCGCAGAGCUCGACAAGGGUUAUCUCUACGCCACGACCCCUGUAUACCCAGUGUCGAGGCCUUCGGUGCUCCAAGAAGAAGCAGCUAG